AUGAGCGCCACAACCAAAACAGCAGAGGAUGAGCAACCAACAACUUCAGCAAAAUCAGAUACAGUACCCGGCAGCAGCGUCGGUGGUGACGGUGAUAUGAAGAUGGACGCUGAAGCAGAAGCCGAUUUGCUGGCUGUGGAGGCCAUUCCCGAGCCGGCCCUGGAAUCAGUGAAGCGCGAACUCAUUCACGAGAUCGCGGAGUUGGAAUGGGAGUUUAAACAGAUCAAGGAAGCCCUUUUUGCGGAGCGCAUCGCCCAGGUAGACCGCAAAUUGCAGCAACUACGUGCCUCCGAAGCGCCCGAACUCCUCAAGGUUUUCGAAUUGGUGGAUGAGACUUAUAGCAUUCGAAAAAAGCUGUGCCUUCAACUUGUUAAGCUUCACACGCACAUUCGUGUGUCAAAUUACGGUUGUCUUGUAGACGUACUCAAGGUGGCGAAACACCGACGUGACUUUGAGCUGGAGGUGGCAAACAAGGAGUUUGACAAUGCCCUUCAGAUGACCACCUACGACGCGGAGGAGAAUUUGCGCACCACCGAGGAGCGCGUCCGUCUGCGCAUUCAGGAGGGAAUUUGUGGCAUCCAGGUGGAACGAGCCAUGGCCAAACGCACGCGUCAAACGCUUAAGGCUCAUGGUGUUUCUGGCGGGGGCCCCCCGCGAGAUGAGCCACUACGUCAACAGAAUGCGGGCUUGGGGCACUCUCACCACCACUACCACGAUCAUUGCUCGACAUCGCCGUCGACCACCUUGAAACCAUCGGCAGAGGUAGCAGCAUUGCUGGUGCCUGGACUAGACGAUGACGAGGAAAGGGAGACAAGGAGGGGGGAAGCAGAGGGGAUGGAGGAGGAGGAUGAGGCAGAGGGUAAGGGAGACGACUUGACGGCGUCGGUGGUGUUGAAUCCCAACUAUCUGCCGGGUGUAGACCUUGAGCCACGACGCAAACCCGUCGCCCUCUCACCCUCCUUCCCCCGUCUCGUCUACGAACUGGACGAGGAGGACAUUCGUGCCGACAUUGAGGCCAUCACCAAUGCUAUCAAGGUGGAGUCGACCGUCCUUUCGAUGUAA
This is a messenger RNA of Echinococcus granulosus, 1062 nucleotides long. Its product is annotated as Breast cancer metastasis-suppressor 1-like protein. The coding region runs from base 1 to 1062 and encodes 353 amino acids. Lineage: Eukaryota; Metazoa; Platyhelminthes; Cestoda; Cyclophyllidea; Taeniidae. The transcript has 4 exons. Gene Ontology annotation, biological process: negative regulation of transcription by RNA polymerase II. The record is from RefSeq and is a predicted model, not a curated record. Gene Ontology annotation, molecular function: histone deacetylase binding. Gene Ontology annotation, cellular component: Sin3-type complex.